Messenger RNA from Camelus dromedarius (Arabian camel), 1375 nucleotides. It is a transcript of the gene SFTPD, whose product is annotated as surfactant protein D. NCBI's taxonomy places the organism in Eukaryota, Metazoa, Chordata, Mammalia, Artiodactyla, Camelidae. The transcript has 8 exons. The coding region runs from base 91 to 1209 and encodes 372 amino acids. Gene Ontology annotation, biological process: extracellular matrix organization. Gene Ontology annotation, molecular function: extracellular matrix structural constituent conferring tensile strength. The record is from RefSeq and is a predicted model, not a curated record.
GUUGCAGGGCAGGCAUAAAUAGCCAGCAGUCCCUGCCCGGGAAACUGUAAUUUGCCUGGAGUUUCUGGAGCCCCAGAGGAAGCAACCGACAUGCUUCUCCUCCCUCUCUCCGCGCUGAUCCUGCUCACACGGCCCCCAGGGUCACUGGGAGCAGAAAUGAAGACCUAUUCCCAGAGAGCAGCGACCAAUGCCUGCACCCUGGUCAUGUGUAGCCCCAUGGAGAAUGGCCUGCCUGGUCGUGAUGGACGGGAUGGGAGAGAGGGCCCCCGGGGCGAGAAGGGGGAUCCAGGUUUACCAGGAGCUGUAGGGCGAGUGGGGAUGCCCGGACCAGCUGGCCCAGUUGGGCCCAAAGGGGACAAUGGCUCUGCUGGAGAACCUGGACCAAAGGGAGACACUGGACUAUGUGGGCCUCCAGGACCUCCAGGCCUGCCUGGUCCAGCUGGAAGAGAGGGUCCCUCAGGGAGGCAGGGGAACACCGGACCUCCAGGCAUACCAGGCCCCAAAGGAGAGACUGGUCCCAAAGGAGACGUGGGUGCCCCGGGCAUGCAGGGCUUCACGGGGACAAGAGGCCCUGCAGGUCUUAAAGGAGAGAGAGGUGCCCCUGGAGAGCAUGGAGCCCCUGGAAAUGCUGGGGCAGCAGGGCCUGCUGGAGCCAUGGGUCCACAGGGACCUGCAGGUGCCAGAGGCCCCCCAGGACUGAAGGGGGACAGAGGUGCUCCUGGUGCAAAGGGAGAGAGUGGGCUCCCAGGCAUCACUGCUCUGAGGCAGCAGGUGGAGACCUUACAGGGACAGGUCACAUACCUCCAGAACGCCUUCUCUCAGUAUAAGAAAGCGGAGCUCUUCCCCAAUGGCCAAAGUGUUGGGGAGAAGAUCUUCAAGACGGGAGGCUUUGAAAAAACGUUUCAGGAUGCACAGCAGGUGUGCACACAGGCCGGGGGACAGAUGGCAUCCCCACGCUCUGCGGCCGAGAACGAGGCCUUGAGCCAGCUGGUCACCGCUCAGAACAAGGCCGCUUUCCUGAGCAUGACCGACAGCAAGACAGAGGGCAAGUUCACCUACCCAACGGGGGAGCCCCUGGUCUAUUCCAACUGGGCCCCAGGGGAGCCCAACAACAACGGCGGCGCCGAGAACUGCGUGGAGAUCUUUCCCAACGGCAAGUGGAACGACAAGGCGUGCGGGGAGCGGCGCCUGGUGGUCUGCGAGUUCUGAGCCCGGGGAGGGCCGGGCAGGGCCCAGCGCUGUGUGCUGCCGACGUCCCAAUAAAAAGGUGACCCUCUGCUGGCCAGGGCUUCUCCACUCAGCCAUGGGAGGAGGCCAGAAGGUAGCGCUUCUAGGGAGCACAUCCCUCAGAAUAAAAUACGAAACUGGCUUCACA